UCAGGCGGGGUUGAGGCGGCAGGGCCGACAGUCAGAAGGGGGCUGGUCAGUCAGCCGAGGGGGUCGUUCAGGUGAAGGGUCAGUCAGGAAAGGGGGUAGUCAGGCGAGGUGUCAGUCAGGGGGGUCGUUCAGGGGAAAGGUCAGUCAGGAGAGGGGUUGGGCGAGGUGUCAGGGGGGUCGUUCAGGGGAAAGGUCAGUCAGCUGAGGGGCCAGUCAGCCAAGGGGUUAGUCAGGGGGGUUGUCAGGCCAGGGGGCAGGCAGGCAGGGGGGUCUUUCAGGCGAAGGGUCAGUCAGGCGAGGGGUCAGGCCCCUGGGGGUCGUUCAGGUGAAGGGUCGGUCAGGUGGGGUGUCAGGCAGGCGAGGGGUUAGUCAGCCAAGGUGUCAGUCAGGUCGGGGGAGCAGGCAGGAGAGGGGUCAGGCAGGCAGGGGGGUCGCUCAGGUGAAGGGUCGGUCAGCCGAGGGGACAGGCGAGGGGUUGGUCAGGCGAGGUGUCAGGUCGGGGGGAGCGGGCAGGCGGGGGGGUCGUUUAGGUGAAGAGUUGUCAGCCAAGGUGUCAGGCCAGGGGUUAGUCGGCUGAGGUGUCUGGUCAGGGGGGAGCAGGCAGGCAAGGGGGUCAGGCAGGAAGGUUGUCGGGUGAAGGGACGGUCAGCCGAGUUGUCAGGCGAGGGGCUAGUCAGCCGAGGUGUCGGUCAGGUCAGGGGGAGCAGUCAGGGGAGGGGUCUUUCAGUUGAAGGGUCAGCCAGGCGAGGGGUCAGUUAGUGAAGGGUCAGCCCGCCGAGGUGACAGGUGAAGGGUCGGCCAGCCGGGGUGACAGGUGAAGGGUCGGCCAGCCGGGGUGACAGGUGAAGGGUCGGCCAACCGGGGUGACAGGUGAAGGGUCAGCCAGCCUAGGUGUCAGUCAGGCGAGGGGUUCGGCCGGCCGGUCAGUCGGGGGCCGGACAUCUGGCGGGAUGUUCAGCUGGCUGGGGCGUCAGGGGGUGGGUCGGGAGCGGGCCGGGGCUGGAGACGCGGUGCAGACGGUGACGGGCGGCCUGCGCUCGCUCUACCUGCGCAAGGUGCUGCCCCUCGAGGAGGCCUACCGCUUCCACGAGUUCCACUCGCCCGCGCUGGAGGACGCCGACUUCGACAACAAGCCCAUGGUGCUGCUGGUCGGACAGUACAGCACCGGCAAGACCACCUUCAUCCGGUACCUACUAGAGCAGGAUUUCCCGGGCAUGAGGAUUGGUCCGGAACCCACCACGGAUUCUUUCAUCGCCGUGAUGUACGGGGACACCGAGGGAAGUACCCCGGGAAACGCCCUGGUCGUGGACCCCAAGAAGCCAUUCCGCAAACUCAGUCGCUUUGGAAAUGCUUUCCUGAACCGGUUUAUGUGCUCCCAGCUCCCUAAUCAAGUUCUGAAGAGCAUUAGCAUCAUCGACAGUCCUGGUAUUCUUUCAGGAGAGAAGCAGCGGCUUAGCAGAGGGUACGACUUCUGUCAGGUGCUGCAGUGGUUUGCCGAGCGGGUGGACCGGAUCAUCCUCCUCUUCGACGCUCACAAGCUGGAUAUCUCCGACGAGUUCUCGGAGGCCAUCAAAGCCUUCCGGGGACAGGACGAUAAAAUCCGCGUGGUCCUGAACAAGGCCGACCAGGUGGACACUCAGCAGCUCAUGCGGGUCUACGGGGCCCUGAUGUGGUCCCUGGGCAAAGUGAUCAACACGCCGGAGGUGCUGAGGGUCUACAUCGGUUCGUUCUGGGCCCAGCCCCUGCAGAACACCGACAACCGGAGGCUCUUCGAGGUGGAGGCCCAGGACCUCUUCCGGGAUAUCCAGAGCCUUCCCCAGAAGGCCGCGGUACGCAAGCUCAACGACCUGAUCAAGCGCGCCCGGUUGGCGAAGGUUCACGCCUACAUCAUCAGCCACCUGAAGAAGGAGAUGCCGGCCGUCUUCGGGAAGGAGAACAAGAAGAGAGAGCUGAUCUGCAGGUUACCCGAAAUCUACGUCCAACUGCAGCGAGAAUACCAGAUCUCAGCAGGGGACUUUCCGGAGGUCAAGGCAAUGCAGGAGCAGCUGGAGAACUACGACUUCACCAAAUUCCACUCCCUCAAGCCGAAGCUGAUCGAGGCCGUGGACAACAUGCUGAGCCACAAAAUCUCUUCCCUGAUGAACCUCAUCAGCCAGGAGGAGAUCAGCCUGCCCGCCCAGCUCGUGCACGGGGGAGCUUUCGACGGCACCUCCGAAGGGCCCUUCAACCAGGGCUACGGGGAAGGCGCCAAAGAAGGGGCCGACGAAGAGGAGUGGGUGGUGGCCAAGGACAAGCCCGUCUACGACGAGCUCUUCUACGCCCUGUCGCCCGUCGACGGCAAGAUCUCCGGGGUCAACGCCAAGAGGGAGAUGGUGACCUCCAAGCUGCCCAACAGCGUCCUGGGCAAGAUCUGGAAGCUCGCCGACUGCGACAGCGACGGCAUGUUGGACGAGGAAGAGUUCGCGCUGGCCAAGCACCUCAUCAAGAUCAAACUGGACGGCUACGAAUUACCCAGCUGUCUCCCGCCUCAUCUCGUCCCCCCGUCUCAUAGGAAGGCUCUGUCCAACUGAAGAGCCGGUGGCCGGACUGGGAGGGGAAGGGCGAGGAGGGAGGUUGGGUUGACCCGGGGGCCGGAGAGAAAGGGACAGAACGGGGCCACGACCCGGCCUCCCCUCCCCUCACCGGUGUGUCCGGGAGCCCCGGGAACCUCGAUCGGGGGUGGGGGGUGGUUCAUUCGAAUUAGUUGAGAGGAUCCCUGUAUGUAUCCAAAAAACCUACUGUAGCUGCUUUUCCCUCCCCUCAUAGCCGGGGGUGGGAGGGGAACGUCCUUAUUUAUUUGUUCGCUUUAGGCGGCGUCCCCGUGUCUGCGAUGAAGCCGUAGACGAGAGGGAAAAACCAGCUCUCCAACAACUCAUCAGCGAUCUCAGUCCUGAGGAGAAGAAAACGUCGCCGUUCCAACCCAGCCCCCGCCCCGAGUUCCCUGAGGAUUGGGAUUUUAAUCUGGGUCCGAAUCCGGGCAGGGAGAGGCGAAUGAGGAGCACAGCUGGGCUCAGCCUAACAGGAAGACGCUUAUGAGGUCACGGUCCCUGAAGCUCAUCGGCGGCCACCUCCCCUGCCGAUCAAAACCUCUCUCCCAGAUGUGUCUCUCGCACACACCCGGGCUUGGCAAAGCCUUGUUCCGUGCUCUUGGACUCCAGCAGGCAUUUUUAGAGCCCCAGCAGUCGGUCGUUUUCGCGGACGAUAUCGAUGGAACCAGUAUCAGCGUGGGACGCCCGCCGUGCCGGGCCUCUAAAGAUGCUCUCAGCCUACCUCUCACAUCCACUAAUUCACCGCCCAGUCCGUCUCUCUAGCAUGACCAUCCUCCAUCCCAAAGGGCAGGAGUGGGGCCCCGGAGAUUUGGUUCAAAGUUUCCACACCUCGGCCGCUGACAGCCUUUGAGACGCCGUUUCCGUUACCGGGUUCCCCGAGAUGCGAAGGACCGGAUAAAAACCUCAGCUCGGAGGCAGGAAAUCAUUCUUCAGAGGUCAAGCGGUGGGUAGAGCUGCGGCCAACAAUGAAUUUGGGAUUUGUCAUUCGUCCUCACGAGUGACUACUACAAUGGAUGUUUUCCGAUUCCAUUCCUUGUCGCUCCCGCCCUCUCGGGGCCUUUGUCGUCAGAGCGGACGCACGUGCCCUUCCUCCCCGAGCACCGGUCACGUUGCUCUGAUUUAUGAAGUUAGAUGAUGGAAGGGUGGAGGGCCCACCCAACCGGGGUCCCUCCAGGCCCACCAAGUCUGACCCGGGACCCUCGGGGACGUCUGCCCCCCCCCCCCCAGGAGGGGUAGGAGAGGACCAGAGAAAACCGAGGCUUUGUCCGGAUCUCGGCCCCGACUUCCUUUCUAGGUCACGUCGGGUCCUCUGAGGGAAUUAAGUGGUUAGCAGGGGCAGGCGCAGAAGAGGAUAUACGAGUCGUAGAAAAUCCGUUUUCAAAUUCCGGAGAGAAGAGAAGCUUCGGAAGGCGGCAGAUGCCAUGGAGGAGAGGACAACCAGAACCAAGUCCCGGGAAGAAACCCUAGCCUUUGCUGGAAAGGAGUCUGCAGGGCACCGGCUCGGGGACCAGCCCUGGCGCCUGCCUAAUCUAAAACCCACCUUUCGGGUCAUAUUUGGCAAGGGGAUCAUUCCCUGCACGAUGGAGAGCUGGAAGGGGAGGUGCAGGCUGGCACAGGAGGAGGAAAGAAUGUCUCACCCGCCGCCUCCUGGCUAGCGCCACGGCCGUCUCACGCCCGGAGGACCGGAAAAACCCUCCAACCUGCCGUGUGGCUGGCCGCUCUUCCCCGGUCCUGCCCUCUCCGCUCGGUCAGCCGCUCGAGCCGAAGUGUCGAUUGAGCGCCCGCCGUGACCCGAGGACGUAGCCUGGCCCAGUGGAGAAAAUCUGGGUUCUAAACCCGGCUCCACCGCUUUUUGAGCUGGGGCCAGUCGCUUCACUCCUCCGAGCUUCAGUGACCUUAGCUGUAAAAUGGGGAUAAAGUACCCGUUCUCCCUCCCCCUUAGACUAUGAGCCUCUUGUAGGGAAGAGACUGGGUCCAUCCCCAUCUUCUCGCCCCCCUCCCGGGGCUUAAUACACCGCAGGGCACAAAGUAAGUGCUUAAUAAAUACCAAAGUGAUUACUAUUAUUGUUACUAAACGCUUAAGAAUACAGAUGGGCUCAGGAGAUGUGAUUGUAUACAGCAAGAAGUGCUUGGAUCAGUGACCUUUCCUCAAGGCCUGCCCACCGGGGCCUCGAUCUCAAGACUCUCGCCUUAGCUCCCUCUGCUGCCUUCCUUCAUCACGAAGGGGUACGAGAGCACGGGGCGGCACCUGAGGAAGAGAUGGGGGACUGAGGCCGCUGAACUCCCAAACUGCAAAGCUCAGGAGGAGAGGAAGGAACCCCUCGGAGGGAAUAGGAGGCAGAAGCUUCUGCAGCUGAGGUGGUGUUUAAAAUAAAAAAGAAGAAAAGUUGGAAAUCAGGCUACAGUCCCCCCCCGCCCCCACGCCCCUAAGUAAAACUCUACCGUGGGUUCCUGCUUCUUCAACCAAUCCCACCCCCAGGAUAAGUCCCCAAAGGAUAAACUUUACUAAAUUCCCGCUCAAGUAGCCUCCCCGGAGUCCCUGAGGAGGCCAGAGACGGGCCCUGCUUCCAGCACUUUCCAAACCCCUUGUGCCCGGGCUCCCCUCCUGAAGGUCUCUUCCCCGGAGAUUUCGUAAAUCAGCCCCCGAGCCGCCUUCCUCCUUAGGGUCUUCUCCGUUCUUCUGGUCGUUCGGCUUCUGGGCUCCCGGGUGUCGAUUUCAGCUGAUUCUCAGGGCUCCAAUAUCCGCCGAUCCCUGCUGCUUCCCUUCCUGGGUGGCUCGUGAGAAGCCAGGCCGCCAGGGCCGAAAACGUUCUGCCCACGGUCCUCGUGAUCGGUUCUCGAGGGUGGGGAUGUUUCUACCUUGAAAACUACCUUGAGUUUUCUCCGCUGCCUUCGGGAAGGGGAGUGGGCGACUGGAGGAAGGAAGAGCCAUCAUUCCUUCCUCGCUCUUCUCCCCUUCUUCCCCUGUCUCGGGAAGCGGUCUCUGAGAGGCGCUCGCUCCGUACCGUUCGCGGGAAACCUGAAUGCCUUCGGUCCUCCCUGCCGCUGAUGCCGAACGCGACCCGGCCCGCGUCCUGGCACGUUAACCUGCCUGCUGGUUUCCUUGCACCUCGUAUUGGGUCUAAAGUUCACCGAGGAGAAGCGCAGUUUCCUGGUUAUUCCAGCUGUUCGGUGCCUGGGUCCCCCCGGGAGUGACAAGGCGCCCGGGUGACCUGUCCCCUUUCCCCUUUAACAUUUUGUUUCCCUUGUCUCUGAGUAAUGCACAGUACUGAUAAGGGAAAAGGCUUCCAUUCAUUUCCCCUAAGCAAUUGGGUGUGAAAAGAAGCAGCUUCCCACCAUCCAAGCUCGGUGUGUUCCAGGAAGGUAACUCUGAUGCCGAUGAUCUAAUAUGCUUCUAUUUUUUAAAAAAAGCUUUAUAAUCGUUGUCUGGAAAUGGUUUUAAAAAACCCCUGCUGAUAAUAAACUUCGAAAAACAAA
Messenger RNA from Ornithorhynchus anatinus (platypus), 6065 nucleotides. RefSeq names its product EH domain containing 4 (gene EHD4). The coding region runs from base 951 to 2570 and encodes 539 amino acids. Gene Ontology annotation, molecular function: GTP binding; protein binding; molecular adaptor activity. The transcript is spliced from 6 exons. Gene Ontology annotation, biological process: endosomal transport; clathrin-dependent synaptic vesicle endocytosis. NCBI's taxonomy places the organism in Eukaryota, Metazoa, Chordata, Mammalia, Monotremata, Ornithorhynchidae. Gene Ontology annotation, cellular component: intracellular vesicle; clathrin-coated pit; presynaptic membrane. The record is from RefSeq and is a predicted model, not a curated record.